Molecule: messenger RNA, 2642 nt
Organism: Daldinia decipiens
Lineage: Eukaryota; Fungi; Ascomycota; Sordariomycetes; Xylariales; Hypoxylaceae
Exons: 2
Coding region: 143-2161 (672 amino acids)
Source: RefSeq, a predicted model, not a curated record
AUGACAAUGACCGAGUUCCUUCUUCCCGUUGAAUUAUUUAUUAACAACAUCGUAGAUAUUUAUUUACCAAUCGCCGACAUCUCUAGCUGCACCGUUGCUAGUUUUCAUCGUAGCACUUUUAGAUUUGCACGAGUUGUCAAUCAUGGAAGAGGAUAACAAGAGAUCGUUAUCCCCUACUCGUACCGAGGAGAAAGAGAGAGAGACGGUGGAACCUACUGUUGACGAAAAACGUGCCGUUCCUGUUCAUCCCAAGCAGCCUGCACCUUCGGAAGAAGCUGUCCCUGCCGCCGAUGCGACUGAAGCUGCAGUCCAGGACGCUGAACUAAGCUCACCUCCUGAGAGCAGCUCAGUAUCUAGCGUUAACCCUGAUAUGCUGGGCGACGAGAUUGUUGUUGGUACACGCGCUAACGGAAACAAAUCCCCUGCCCGUCGAGUCGCUUCCGAGCGAGGAGACGUCGAUAUGCCUGACAUCGAGGAGGACGAUGAGCCUGUUCCACAUUACCCGAAGCGCAAACGCGCAUCACUUUACAACAACCUUGGCGAUGAAGAGCUAGAAAAUAGCCAGGUCAAAGAUGUAGAUGAUGUUGACGAGGGUUUAGCUAAAGGGAAACCACGACAAAAGUUUGACGAAGACAACAAACACGUGCCUGUUGGCUAUUGGCGUUCUUCCCCAGUUCCUCAGAUGGAAGGAAAGCAUAUGGUGGUCGGGUUUAUCGAUGUGCGCGAUCGCCUACGAACACGGAUCAGGCCUAAGGCGCUAAAUGGUGACCUUAUCAACCUUGAACUAUUUCCUAUCCCUUCGGGUCCUGGUGGUAGCUGGAUUACCUUUCCGGGUACCGUAUUCUUAGACCAUCUUAUUGGAAGAGAUCACAACGUGAUCAAGGAGUAUGUAAAAGUCCGAGCUGAGACGCUCCACGACCGCUCAAAGGAAGCCGACCAGGCUGCAAUAACAGAAGCCCUACGUCGUCUGGAACUCAAUCCCCCGCCUGAGACCCCUCAACCUCCUUCUAUAGCAUGGGGCGCAGAUGUACCCGAACAAACACAGGUUUCUCGCCCUGAGGCAAAGCGCCGUCGUUAUGGUAGUAGUGUUGGCACUAUCGCCGAGCGCGCCGAGCGUAUCGAACAAGCUGAGCAAGCCGAUAAUGUCGAGCUUGUUGAGCGUUCCGAACGUCUUCCUAUUAUCUCCCAUAAUCAAUCGGAGAUUCCCCAAUCACCCCGAAAACCGACUCGCAUCCUUGUUGGCUGCUGGGCCAAGUCUACUGCGCAGAAAGAUGAGGAUAAACUUGCGGUCUACGGUAUUUUGGGCGCGAAUGAUAUGUUCCGUGUCAAACUUGUCCGCGAGACAAUGGAUGGUCGUUAUACAGAUGAUAACUUCCCCAGUGGAGCAGGCGCGUUAUGGAUUUCGUACGAUGAGGUCCUUUUUGUUAGUCAUCUGAAGCAGCUUACCAGACCGGAGGUCAAGGAAUAUGUCCGCAUUCGCCAGGCUCAGAUUGAUGCCGGGGAAAAGAGGGAAGAGCAAGUUGCGAAUGAGACUAAAGCAGUUCACGAGGCUCAACUACGAGCAGCAGCGAUUUCAGCAGCCAGUCCUAUCCGGGCGCCUCACCAGGGGCAUGCAGGUCCUAGCCCUUCGUCCGGUCUCAGCCGUGAGGAUGUUCGUGACGGCCACGAACCGAGACAGCCUCGACGCGAAGUUGCGUCCCGAAACAUCGAGUCAGCCCAAUCAAUGCGACAUUCUCACCCGGAAAUGGAGAUUAGACAGGCUAGUCGUAACACUAGUAAUGAUCCUAUUGAGCGCGUUCAGGGUUAUGCUAACCGCGAAGUUGCGAGAAUGGAAGCGGUGCAGAUGCGUACCGAUCGCCACCAGGCCAACCGCAGCUCCGUGGUAAAUCCCGGGGCCUUGACGAACGCGCAUGAUAACCGGCGCGACUUCGACGAGAAUAUUCUCAAGAUGAACCAAGUUUGGGAGGCUCAAGAGAAUAUGAGAAUGGGACCGGCUAGUCGCCACGGUAAUGGAGAUGUCAUGAUGCACCAAGGCAUCAAGUAUGAACGAAAGCAGAACGGACCAUUCAAAGAUAGACUUGUCAGCCAAGGAACUAUCAUCAACAUCGACGGCGAAGAUUACGUCGAAUAUCGCGUUCUUACGAAACCCUCAUUUUUCUAGACUCAUCUCUUACGGCCUUUUCCGGUGUGGUUGGCCAACGCAUAGAUUCUAAUCAGAACUCGUCACCUUUGCCGAGUCUGUCCUUCCAUAUGCACAUAGCAUUCUACUUUCUGCUUUCGGAGUUGUCCUUCACGUUUACGACACAUUGUCUUUCCGCAUUGCUUAGAGCCAACCCCGAUACCAAACUUCUAUUUCCAAGGAGCAUUAAUGAUGCAAGAUCAAAUAUGCCCAGGUGCAUAUGAAACAACCUUUUUUCUAACGAGGACUAUAAGUUUUCGGCAUUUCUUUUUACGAGGACGGCGUCACGGAGGGAAAAGAAACCUAAUUAGUCGAUGAUUUUAAGUUGACGCGCACGAGACGCGCAGCCACUCCUGUGUAUAAUUAUUAGGUUUCGCGGAUGACAACCCUCUGGUUGAGGGGAGGAGGAGGGGGGGGGGAGAGGAGGAUGUGCGGCAGCACUCUUGAUGUAGGCGUCCGGUGG